AGCACUUCCAUGUGAGUUACAUGCAACUGAAGGAUUUUCUCUUAACUGUAUUUCUACUGUGGUUGGUGAGAGAAAGAAAUAAGCCAGUGUGGAGAGAGCCCGCUUUAAAGUCUGCUGUGUGCUCUAGAGGAGGUGGUGGAAGCAGGCUGUGUGUCAAAAGCAAUGCCAUCCAGAAAAUACAAAGAAUGUGAUUUAAGCAAAGAAACUCUAAACUCUAUAACCCGGUGACAAAGACAAGGAGCCAGAAAUAAUGUAAUUCUGUUACUAAGGAACAAGAUACAACCCUUGCAUUCAGCUUUACGAGGGAGUGAGGCUAAAAUCAACAUGUCGGAGGAACAGGCCGUGGUCACAGGAGCUGACAAUCCACCUGGGAAUGGAAGACCAGUCUCUCCUGCACCCAGCGAUGUUUCCAUGAAAAGUGACAGGUCCAAGGGAGAGCCCCUCAACUUCAGUAACGUAAUACCAGGUCCACCUGGGAAUGGAAGACCAGUCUCUCCUGCACCCAGCAACGUUUCCAUGAGAAGUGACAGGUCCAAGGGAGAGCCCCUCAACUUCAGUAACGUAACACCAAGUCCACCUGGGAAUGGAAGACCAGUCUCUCCUGCACCCAGCAAUGUUUCAAUGAAAAGUGACCGGUCCAAGGGAGAACCCCUCAACUUCAGUAACGUAACACCAAGUUCAUCUGGGAAUGGAAGACCAGCCUCUCCUGCACCCAGCGAUAUUUCCAUGAAAAGUGACAGGUCCAUGGGAGAACCCCUCAACUUCAGUAACGUAAUACCAGGUCCACCUGGGAAUGGAAGACCAGUCUCUCCUGCACCCAGCGACGUUUCCAUGAGAAGUGACAGGUCCAAGGGAGAGCCCCUCAACUUCAGUAAUGUAACACCAGGUCCACCUGGGAAUGGAAGACCAGUCUCUCCUGCACCCAGCGAUGUUUCAAUGAAAAGUGACCGGUCCAAGGGAGAACCCCUCAACUUCAGUAACGUAACACCAAGUUCAUCUGGGAAUGGAAGACCAGCCUCUCCUGCACCCAGCGAUAUUUCCAUGAAAAGUGACAGGUCCAUGGGAGAACCCCUCAACUUCAGUAACGUAAUACCAGCUCCACCUGGGAAUGGAAGACCAGUCUCUCCUGCACCCAGCGACGUUUCCAUGAGAAGUGACAGGUCCAAGGGAGAGCCCCUCAACUUCAGUAAUGUAACACCAAGUCCACCUGGGAAUGGAAGACCAGUCUCUCCUGCACCCAGCGAUGUUUCAAUGAAAAGUGACCGGUCCAAGGGAGAACCCCUCAACUUCAGUAACGUAACACCAAGUUCAUCUGGGAAUGGAAGACCAGCCUCUCCUGCACCCAGCAAUAUUUCCAUGAAAAGUGACAGGUCCAGGGGAGAACCCCUCAACAAUACUGAGCCAAGCCCUGUCCAGCCACAAAGACCACAGCCCAGCAGUGCUAACACAAAAAGCAGCCAGUCUGAGGAUGAUCCUCUCAACCGCAACAAACAUUCAGAGAAAGAUGCCAAACAGAAACUGAGAGAUCACCUGAAGGAGAGAAUCCUCAGUCAAUAUGAAGAGAAACUGAAAAAACAUAAGAUUGACACAGAACUCUACGAGAUAAAAUCUGUCAGAGACAAGGAAGAUGAAGAAAAACUUGUUAAAAGCUACAAUGAAAUAUUUAAAGCUUCAGAGAAAGAGCGAACAGUGCUAAUGAAGGGAGUGCCUGGUAUUGGGAAAACAUUUCAAACAAGGAGGUUCAUGGUUGACUGGGCAAAAGGAAACUCCAACAAAGACAUAGACUUGAUCGUGUCAUUUCAUUUCAGUGAGCUGAAUUCAAAAGGAGUUGAAAGCAUGGAAGAUCUGCUUAAUCAUUUCUUCAGUGAUGCCAAACAACAAAGACUUCCCACCUUUGACAAGUGUAAAGUAGCUUUUGUCCUUGAUGGCCUGGAAGAAUGUCAGCUUCCUCUUAACUUAAAUAACCAGGACCUGACUAAUAUAAAAGACAAAGCCUCCAUGGAUGUGCUGCUGACAAACCUCAUCAAGGGGAAUUUGCUUCCCUUUGCUCGUCUCUGGAUCAUCUCUCAACCCUCAGGAGUUGACAAGAUUCCUCCUGAAUAUAUCCAGAAAGUGACAGAAUGUCGAGAGAAAGACACCAAACAGAAACUGAGAAAACACCUGAAGGAGAGAAUCCUCAGUCAUUAUGAAGAGGAACUGAGAAAACAUGAGACUGACACAGAACUCUACGAGAUAAAAUCUGACAAAGACAAGGAAGAUGAAGAAAAACUUGUUAAAAACUACAAUGAAAUAUUUAAAGCUUCAGAGAAAGAGCGAACAGUGCUAAUGAAGGGAGUGCCUGGUAUUGGGAAAACAUUUCAAACAAGGAGGUUCAUGGUUGACUGGGCAAAAGGAAACUCCAACCAAGACAUAGACUUGAUCGUGUCAUUUCAUUUCAGUGAGCUGAAUUCAAAAGGAGUUCAAAGCAUGGAAGAUCUGCUUAAUCAUUUCUUCAGUAAUUCCAAACAACGAGGACUUCCCACCUUUGACAAGUGUAAAGUAGCUUUUGUCCUUGAUGGUCUGGAAGAACGUCAGCUUGCUCUAGACUUUGAAAAUAACCAGGACCUGACUGAUAUAAAAGAAAAAGCCUCCAUGGAUGUGCUGCUGACAAACCUCAUCAAGGGGAGUUUGCUUCCCUCUGCUCGUCUCUGGAUCAUCUCUCAACCCUCAGGAGUUGACAAGAUUCCUCCUGAAUAUAUCCAGAAAGUGACAGAAUGUCGAGAGGGCACAAAGCGCCGGGAGAAGCUGGUAUCAGACCUGAAGGAAAAAUUUCGUAAUGAAUAUACUCACGUUGGAGACAUCAAUCAUCCUAACCAGAAAAACACAGAACACAUCAUUAGAAAUGUCAGCACUGGUGAGGUCAACGACGAAGAGAAACAUGGGAAGACUGUGUCAAAUUCAGUGACACAAGUGAAUGCAAUAUCAGAUAUCUUCAAAGAAGGAAGAGGACAAAAGAUCAGAACUGUGCUCACUAAGGGAGAAACUGAGAUUGGAAAAUCUUUCCAUGUGAGGAAAUUCAUUAAAGAGUGGGCUGAAAAUGAGAAACAUUCAGGUUUCUGGAAUAUGGUCACCAGCUUAUCCAUCUUAUGGAGCAAACCCAGUGUUGAAGAAGUUUUAUUUCCACUUGACUUCUCCAAGCUUGUUAUGAUAAAAGAGGAAGUCAGUUUGGUGGGACUUCUUAAUCAUUUGUUUGAGGAAACCCAAAAAUCUGUAAUAUCUGACUAUGCACACUUCAAAGUUUUAUUUGUCUUGGAUGGAUUGGACACUGACCAACUUCCUCUUGACUUUGAGAAGAGCGACAUCUUGACGGAUGUCAGACAGCCAGCCUCAGUGGGCGUGCUACUGACCAACCUCAUCAAAGGAAACCUGCUCCCUUCUGCCCGGCUCUGGAUCACCUCCCGAACUUCACCUCCUGAACGGCUGCCUGAUAGCUCAUUUGAUAGGGUGACAGAAAUACGAGAGAAGCCUGAUCUUGCAAGUCAACGGAAACUCAAAUCUCAUCUGAAGGAACAAUUUACCCGGGUGUCUGAGGGGAUCGAUAAGCAGAAAACCUCUGCUCUUUUGAAUGAGAUCUACACAGAUCUCUACAUCAUAGAGGGGGAGAGGGGAGAGGUUAAUGCUCAGCAUGAGUCAAGACAGGUGCAGGAAGCGAAAUUCAAGCCAGUGAGAGAAGAAACACCCAUUAAAUACCAUGACAUCUUCAAACCUGCAUCUGCUGAAAAUAAACCCAUUAGAUCUGUGCUAACAAUCGGAGUAGCAGGAAUUGGAAAAACAUUUGCAUCAAUGAAGUACAUGCUGGACUGGGCGGAGGGCACGGCCAAUGAAAACAUAUAUUAUACAUUUCCACUUCCUUUCAGGGAGUUGAAUUUGAGAAAAGAGAACGAACACAGUCUCGAAGAACUUAUUCAUCAGUUCUUCCCUCUUAUGAAGACAUCAGAAAUAAAGGACUAUGACAAGUACCAAAUUCUGAUUGUCCUGGAUGGCCUUGAUGAAUGUCGUCUUGAUCUUAACUUCAGUGAAAGUAUGGAUUGGACAGACGUGAGAGAGAAAACCUCAGUAAAUGUUCUGCUAGCAAACCUCAUCAAAGGAAACUUGCUUCCCAAAGCUCAAAUUUGGAUCACCUCCCGACCUGCAGCUUCCAAUAAUCUCCCCGCUGAUAAAGUUGACCGGGUUACUGAGGUACGAGGAUUCAGUGAUGACCAGAAGGAGGAGUACUUCAGGAAGAGAUUCAGUGACAAGGAUUUGGCCGCGAUAAUCUUGUCACAUGUCAAGAAAUCAAGGAGCCUUUACAUCAUGUGUCACAUCCCAGUUUUCUGUUGGAUCACUUCAAAAGUUCUAGAAGACUUUGUGAGCCGAAACCAAGAGGAGGGGAUGCCCAAGACCCUGACAGACAUGUACAUACACUUUCUUUUGCUGCAGUGCAGACAGGCUAAUGUAAAGUAUGGUGGAGAGGAGACAAGUGACAGUUCUGAGACAGAUUCAUGCUUGAAUACAUGGAACAAAGACACAAUCCUAUCUUUGGGAAAACUGGCUUUUGAUGAGCUGGAGAAAGGAAACCCUCUCUUCACUGAAGAAAACUUGAAAGAGUGCGGCAUUGACAUAGAAAAAACUGCAGUCUUUUCAGGGUUAUUCACUCGGAUCACACGAGAAGGUUGUGGGCUUUACCAGAAUAACUUUUUCUGCUUUGUCCAUCUGAGCAUUCAAGAGUUUCUGGCAGCGUUUCAUGUCACUUACACAUUCAAUAACAAAGGUGAAAAUCUACUGACCAAACCCGCUUCAGGUGCAGACUUGCCUGCAUCAAACAUCUACAAGACAGCAGUGGACAAGGCUUUAGAAAGCAAAAAUGGAGACUGGGAUCUGUUUCUCCGCUUCCUGCUUGGUCUCUCUCUGGAGACUAAUCAAAACCUACUGCAAGAGCUGCUGCAAAAGACAGAAUAUAACAAGCAGAGAAACAAGGAAACAGUUGAGUACAUCAAAGGGAAGAUCAGUGAAGAGAUCAGUGAUGCAGAUAAAAACCUCAACCUUUUCCACUGUUUGAAUGAGCUGAAUGACCACUCUCUUGUGAAAGAAGUCAAAAAGUACCUGCAAUCAGAAACACAGUCCUUCGAAAAUUUCUCUGCCUCCCAGUGGUCAGCUCUGACUUAUGUGCUGCUGAUAUCAGAUGAGAAACUUGAUGUGUUUGAUCUGAAAAAGUACCUGAAAUCAGAGAAAGUUCUUCUGGGAAUGUUGCCGGUGGUCAAAGUCUCCAAAACGACUUUGCUGAGUUGGUGUGAGCUCUCCGAGGAGUCCUGUAAAGGUCUAACAUCCUCAGUCCUCAGUUCCGCAUCCUCAAAUCUCAUGGAGCUGGACCUGAGUCAUAAUGACCUGCUGGAUUCAGGUGUGGAGCUACUUGCUGAUGGCCUGAAGAGUCUACACUGUAAACUGGAGAUUCUGAAGCUGUCAGGUUGUCAGGUGACAGAGAAAGGCUGCGCUGCCCUGGCCUCAGCUCUCAAGUCCAACACGGCUUCCCAUCUGAAACAGUUGGAUCUGAGUUACAAUCACCCAGGAGACAAAGGGGAGAGGAUGCUCUGUGCUCUAACUGAAGACCCAAAUGCGAAGCUGAACACACUGAGUUUGGACCAUGGUGGAGCCCAUAGGUUAAAGCCAGGACUGAAGAAAUAUGGUGCAGAUCUGAAGUUUGAUGAAAACACUGUAAGCAGGAGGCUUGUUCUUUCUGAAGGGAACAAAACAGUAAAAACUGUAAAGAAAGUGGAGGAGAAAGUUGUAAGACCUGAAAACGAUGACAGGUUUAAGAGGACUCAGGUGUUUUGUGAUGAGGGCCUGAAAGGCCUCUGCUACUGGGAGGUGGAGUGGAGAGGGACGGUUGGUAUCGCAGUGUCAUAUAGAGAUGUGAGUAGAAAGUGGGACAGUAGUGGUGGCCUAGGAUGCAACAAAAACUCCUGGAGUCUGAUCUGCUCAAAGGAUGGAUACACUGCCAGGCAUGGAAACAAAUCCAAAGAUAUUAAGAAGCCCCUUUGCCAAAAAAUAGCACUGCUUCUGGAUUGGGAAGCCGGUACUCUGCGUUAUUACAGUGUCACAACAGGAAAGCUGAGCCUCAUACACACCUUCCAUGCCAAGUUCACAAAACCGCUCUUCCCAGGCUUCUGGUUUAAGAAGGGCUCUGUGACUUUGUGUGAGUUAGACUGAGUGAUGACCUGAUGCUCUACUUGACAUUUUGAUUUGCAAAAGCACAGCUCCAUCAUUUUGUGAAACAUUAUUAAGUUGUGUUGUUCUUCUUUUCAUGUUCAUACUAUAAGUCGACAUUAACAAUGCAAAGGAGGAAGUGAAGUGAAACUACUGACAUGUUCUUAAUAAUGUGAUGAAUAAAGAAAACUAAUGUAGACUGUUGUAAAACUGAAAAAUAAGUGUCUUUCCAUGCAAAACAUUGUCAUUGUCAACAUUUUGUCUUCACAAAUAAUAUAAAUUGUGUUCAUGGUGUUGUAAUCAUUCUGAUGCUUCAGAAGGCAGCUGACUCUUAUAUUUUUGUGAGCUGCUAAAAGCUGUGUACAAUUUUUGAAUACAUUUAAUGUUUUAUUAUUUUUUUAUUUGCCUGAAUAGAUGAAAGUAUUAAGGACUUUUUACCUAGAAGAGCAGAAGUUUCAGAUGAUUGAUGGAAAUUGUUUUAUACUGUAGUUCACUGUAUUUCAAUGUUGGAUGGACUGUAAUGAAAAUGGAAGUGUGCUACGCUAACCCAGACUCUGUUAGUGGAGAACCUGUGUUACAGCCGUAAGAUGUUGCCUCAGUUUGUUUUGAAAUGUUUAUGUGAAGUCACUGGUACAUAAAAAUAAUAUGUAAAAUAUACUGAUAGUUGAAAUAUGCUGACUUAUGAGAUUCUGCUUUAUACAAAAAAACAAAAAACAAAAAACUUUUUCUCCAAUAUAUAUUGUUUUGCCUGGAAAAUGUGCUGAAUAA
Molecule: messenger RNA, 6990 nt
Organism: Toxotes jaculatrix (banded archerfish)
Lineage: Eukaryota; Metazoa; Chordata; Actinopteri; Toxotidae
Exons: 21
Coding region: 325-6225 (1966 amino acids)
Molecular function (GO): protein binding
Source: RefSeq, a predicted model, not a curated record